CUCAAGUAAACGUUCACAAGCAAACUACAUCAUGGCAGAUAUAAAAAGCAAUAAAAAAAAGAUGGCGAAUGCCAGAAAUUAUUUCAAGGAAUAUUGUGAUUAUACUGGAAUACACGGGUGUAAAUUUAUUGGGGAAGAACGCACUAUGUGUGAAAAGAUUAUAUGGAUUAUAGUGUUUUGCAUAAGCUUAUUCACAUGCAUCACAGUAGUGUAUGAAGUAUUUAAAAAAUGGCAAAAAAGUCCCAUUAUAGUAAAUUUUGCUUCUGAGAAAGUGAACAUUUACGACAUCACUUUCCCUGCCGUAACUAUUUGUCCCGAAACCAAAGUUUAUAGUGAUUAUUUUAAUUAUACGUUAAGCCUAAAAAGCAGCCUAAAAAUGAACGAGACUAACUUCAAAGGGGAUCAGCUCAAGAAACUCCAAUAUAUGUCUUUGCUAUGUAACGUCAAUGUAUAUUACCAUAAAAUUCCAAAAAUCGAUACUAUUGAUGAAGGAUUUUAUGAAUUUUUAAAAAAUGGUGCACCCCAAUUUUUCACAAAGUGUAUAUGGAUGGGAUCAGACUAUCCGUGUGAAGAAAUCUUUCAGCCUCUAUACACAGACGAAGGAUUAUGUCUUACCUUUAAUAUGCUUAAAAAGUCAAAAAUAUUCACCUCGGAAACAGAAGGUGUUCACUCUCCACCACCCUCAUAUGUAGACAAUGACGCAGUCAAUUGGUCAGCAGAUUUUGGAUACACAGAUGACGCAGGACUUAACGCUUAUCCAAGAAGAGCGUUCUUAUCUGGAUCCACCAACUCUCUACAGGUCAAUCUUGCUAUUAAUAAUACAGAUUUGGAUUAUGGAUGUACUCAUUUUCAAGGAUACAAGGUAGUACUUCAUAGUCCACAUCGCUAUCCAACCCUGUCCAACCAUUACAUAAGAAUCCCUCUUAGAAAAUCAGUUAGUGCAGCCAUCACCCCAGUGGUAUUGACUACGUCAGAUGAUGUGGCUCAGUACCCAAUCCAUAAGAGAAAGUGCGCAUUUCAAAAAGAUAAGAAACUCAGAUACUUUUCUGAAUAUUCGCAGAUGAACUGCCGCAUGGAGUGCUUAUUGAAUUUGACUAUGGAACUUUGUGGGUGCGUGGAAUAUUAUAUGCCCAGAUUAAAAGGCAUGCCAAUCUGCGGAACUGGCAAAUACGAAUGUGUAAAAGAUGCUACAGCUCACAGGACGGUGUUGGUUCUCCAACAGCAAUCGAAGGAACAUAGGAAGGCGUAUCUGAAGCAGGAGCAAUUUAGGGGCCAUUUUAAGCAAAUGGGACACAAUUUAAGCCACAAGCAAUUUUGCUACUGUCCAGAUAUGUGUAACAUUAUUGAAUAUAACGUGGAAAUUACCGAAAGUGAUUAUGAUUGGCCAAGGAAAAUGGCCACCCUCGGUAUUGACCUGGCUGAAGAUGAAGAAGGGCUUUCAGCAUCACAAAUUGAAAUCUACUUUAAGUCAAGUACUUUUAUUCCUCAAGAACGUAACGGCCUAUUUGGUUUAUUUGAUUUUUUAUCAAACGUUGGAGGCCUUUUGGGGCUCUUCAUCGGGUUUUCGUUGCUAUCCAUGGUCGAAUUUAUUUAUUUUUUAAGUUUAAGAAUUAUUUGCAAUUUGAAAUUGUAUCACACCUGGUAUGGUAAACCUGAAAGUCCCCAGAAUAGGAGCAAUAUUGCUACUAUACCAAUGGUUACUGGUGGGACUUUCUUACAUAGAACUACCAGCGUUAAUGCUUAAAAUUAUAUAAAACUUGAAAUUUGAAAAAUUAUUUAAAUUUGUGUGUUGAUUAAUAUAUAUGUGCAUUUUAAAUGAAUAAUUUGUCAAGA
Messenger RNA from Anthonomus grandis grandis, 1833 nucleotides. Its product is annotated as pickpocket protein 28-like. Gene Ontology annotation, molecular function: ligand-gated sodium channel activity. Gene Ontology annotation, biological process: sodium ion transmembrane transport. Gene Ontology annotation, cellular component: membrane. The transcript is spliced from 9 exons. Lineage: Eukaryota; Metazoa; Arthropoda; Insecta; Coleoptera; Curculionidae. The record is from RefSeq and is a predicted model, not a curated record. The coding region runs from base 32 to 1744 and encodes 570 amino acids.